This is a messenger RNA of Xyrichtys novacula (pearly razorfish), 6713 nucleotides long. The record is from the annotation of a GenBank genome assembly. NCBI's taxonomy places the organism in Eukaryota, Metazoa, Chordata, Actinopteri, Labriformes, Labridae.
GUAAUGACGUUGCGACUUACGUUCGGCUCAGUUGUGCAACUCCUUCUGGGUAACAACGUCUGUCCUGCACGUUGACAUUGGGAUAGUAACCCGACAGACAACACUUCACAGCGGACUUCUCUCAAAGGUACGUUUGUCAAUGUCUACCUAAAUGUUAUCAUUGUAGGUUUUGUUAAGAGGCUGAGACCAAAUGAAGAUGUCCCGUAUUUAUCGUAAGCGUAUGACUCUGUGAAGACUGAAAUUCUUAGAUCAUAAAAGGCAGUCAUAUCAGCUAACGUUAGCAUAGCCGCUAGGCAGUCUGGUUAACGGUGAAUUAAAGUAGUGAGAGCUUUUUAUCUGCUUAGCGUGAUUAGCAGACUUGUUUUGCAUUUUCGUAAUACCAUAGAAUGUCAAUCCCAGAACAAAUCUCCGGGGAAUUAGGGACUCACAGAAGGGCUGCCAGGUUGUUAGUCGGCGUUGUUAGCUAAGUUAGCCAGGUUUAGUUGGAUCAGAGCUUUCAGGCCAUCACUCACUUGAGGUCACCUAAGGAUAGUCUAGGGUCCUGAUCAAUGCUAACAACAGCCGGUACACUGGGACAUGAAGUCCAAAACAGCCCCAGGUACCUGUCUAAUAGGAGGACCUCAUCAUUCAUCUCUUAUUGUUAUCCAACAUGAGGUUUGGCUGCUUUUAGGAUAAACACUGUGUGAUGAAACCUUUGAGUAUUUCUGUUUCCCGUUUUAAAGUUUGUUUGUAACUAAGGAAUGUCAGGUUAACGUAACGAACACGUUCCUCUGCAUUUUUAAGAGCAAUUUUACAGUUUUUUACAGCGAGACAAUAAUAGCUCUCAGCUAACAGGUAAGUAUUCGGAGAGAAAGUAGUUGCCCACCUGAGUUUCUGGAUGUCCAAGUAGUGCUGAACAUUGUUGAAAAUAUUCUGUACAUACGCCAAAGUAAAUAAUUACAUGCUUAUUUGCCACACUGUUUUCUGAAAAGGUGAUGCUAUUUGAAAUAUAUACAGAAACAGCGUGUGAGAAAUUUCAAAACAUUAAACCCCAUAUUUAGUCAAAAGUAGCAUAAGCUCAGCAUAUCAAGAGUCUGUCAGUGUCAACCUCAGGGGUGAACCCCCCUCCCACAGCAUUAUUCGAGAAGGACAACUUCUCUGAACCCUCUUGGAAUCUUGCUGACUGCUUGCUUCUCUAGUUAUACCAACUUUAAUAACGACUGAAAGAUAGCAAUACACAGCGGUCUCAAGAUCCAUAAACAAACCUCAACCAAAUAGCCACUCUAUAGACACAAAUAAUGCUCAGAACAGCACCUGACUUCAUCAACAGUACAUAUAGAGUCCCAGCCAUAAUACUAGCCACCAAACAUCUUUUUAACUUUGCCUAAUUUCUUUAGCAAAGAGACUAAACACAACUCACCUACUCUCUUCCAGCACCUGCUUGUUUGUACGGAGACCUCCAGGCGAGUCCAUAAACUGCAGCGGGGUGACGCAGCUCAAGGAAGAACAUUUAUGAUUAUUACUUUAUGGAAAUGCAACCAGACCGAGACGCUAAGGCAGAAGAACGACCACGUCUGCAGUGCGAAAUGAUUAAUAUGGUGAUUAAUACUUAAAGGAAAUGAUAAAGAAAUGAUCAUAAAUGUUCUUCCUUGAGCUGCGUCACCCCGCUGAAGUCCGUAAUGGACUGGCCUGAGGUCUUGCUUCAAACAAGCGGCUGCUGGAAGAGAGUGGGUGAUUUGUGUUUAGGUUCUUUGCUAAAGAAAUCAGACAAAGUUUAAAAGAUGUUUUGUGGCUAGUGCUGUGGCUGGGACCCUAUAUGUCCUGUUGAUGAAGUUAGGUGUUGUUCUGAGAAUUAUUUGUGGCUAUAGAGUGGCGUUUUGGUUGAGAUUUGUUUAUGGCUCCUCAGACAGCUGUGUAUUGCUAUCCUGUGGUCGUUACUAAAGUUGGUAUAACUAGAGAAGCAAGCAGUCGGCAACAUUCAUUUCUCGACGGGGUGUCUAACUCGGUGUUCCAGUGUGUUUGACCCUUACUUCAUUUUACGCCUUUAAGUGUCUCUAUAAGUGUUUCACAUCUUUUCAACCUUGUUCCAUGUAUUUCAGCUCAUGAUUCACUCUACUUAAUGUGACAUAACAUGACAAACUUCACGCCCUUUGUGUCUCUAUGUGUGUGUUACAGAAAGGGACAGGAUGGGAUCCGCCGUUUCCACACUUGCUGCUCCCACAGUCAUGGCAGAGGCCAUGGUGUCUGCCCCACCUCAGGGCUGCCCUAUGCACCAAGAAGCCAAGCCUGUCAAAGGUGCUGCUGCUUGUGCUCUUAUCUGUUUUGUCAUGUUGCUUUGUUAUACAGUUUGAUAUUUACUCCUUUAAAUAAGUGCUAACAUUAUCAAAACUUGCAUUUUUUUAGUGUCUCCACCUUCAGAGUGCCCCAUGCAUCAAGCCCCACCUGUGAAAGGUAACUGUUGAAAGAUCAGUAUCAUGCUAUUAACACUGUAAGAGUGCAUUGCCUCUCAUAGUUCAUAUUGAAACACUUAAAGGGAUUACUCGUCUUUUGUCUAGAUCUGUUUUUUCCAUCAUGCCUAACUAAGGUGCUGUUGUUUCUUCCAGUGUCUCCUCCAUCAGAAUGUCCUAUGCACAAAGCAGAAGCAGGUCCAGCUCACCAAGAUCGGGCUUAUGAGUUUGUCGAGUGCCCCAUGAAAGCUGCAGCAGGCGCGAACAGUGACAUCGACCCUGCAAACAUGGUAACUCACCACUUUCGAGGGAAUGUUUCCUUGGGGUAUAGUGUAUGAUGUUAAAAAUUAAGUAAGAUAAUCACUUAUGAACAAAUGUUAAAUUUGAGAAUUUGAUGAACAGCAAUCAUAUAACAAAUUCAACCUUGUUUUCAUUUUGAUUUAAACAUCACAAAUCCUGUUUUUUCAGUUCCAUGUUGCGAAACUAUUUUCUUUGCCACCCCUGUUUCUCUGCAGAUGCCACCUCCUAACCAAACACCAGCACCUGACCAGCCUUUCAGCCUGUCUGUAUCCAGAGAGGAGUCGACCAUUCCUCGUCACAACGCAGAAAAAAAUUGGGUUUACCCAUCUGAACAGAUGUUUUGGAACGCCAUGCUGCGGAAAGGGUCAGUAAACACACAGCCACAGUGUUAUAGACACUUAGCAUAGAUGCAGAUUAAGUACGUUUUGUCACUAUGGUUAGAACCAGAACCUCAAAGAUUGACUCCUCCCCUGGCCCAGCAAUGUCAAAAACUUCCCUUUGUUUUUACAAUAUAUUUUUUUUGUGUCUUGACCUCACACCUUGCAUCCUGUUGUUUGCUGAAGGCUACAAAUCCCCUUUCCAAAGGUGAACACCCAGAAACCUCCUAUACACAGCAAAUUAAGGAAAACUGCUUAAAGUCAGAGUAGAUACAGACAGCCACCCACUCAUAGUUUGACAUGGGUGAGCACUGAAAGGCAUUGUGUCUGUAGAUCUACCUUUUUGUUCAUUUCAUUAGCGAAACAGUCUUGAUAUGGAUUUAACCCUUGGUGUGUAAUCCUUCAAAUCCUAAAAAGAGCUUUGUUGGAAGAUUAUGGUUACCACAUUCACACAAUUGAAAGCAUUAAAUGUCUUAAUGUGAUCUAAUUCCCUUGUUUGUGCCAUAGCUGGCGCUGGCGGGAGGAUGACCUUGCUGCUCAUGACAUGUCCAACAUCAUUAAAAUUCACAACCGGAACAACGAGCAGGCCUGGCAGGAGAUCCUGAAAUGGGAGGCCAUGCAUGCAGUGUAAGUGGAUUCUCAUACUGUUCUGACAUAAUGAAGACUACAGCUCUCAAUUCACCUUAGAAUCAUUCUGAAAUAAAUGUUGCUGUUAAAAGCAGCAACAAACAAAAGUAAAUCAAUACAACAUAUUGUGUGUGCUUCACCUGCAUGUUCAUAGAAGUAACGAUGGUUAACUUAAGAGUGUUUUAUCUUGUUUCUUUUCCGCUCAGGGAAUGUCCAUGCGGACCGACUUUGAAGAGGUUUGGUGGGAAAGCCAAAGAGUUCUCACCCAGGGCUCGCGUCCGCCACUGGAUGGGGUGAGCUUCUUUAAGAAAAGGCAUUUUGUAAAAAAAACUGUUCACACAGUGAUUUCGACUACAGAGUCAUGUCCUUUUUAACGCAGUGCAUGGAUUCUUCUGAUCUUUUAAAUGGUAUUAUGUACUGUAGAUAAUCAAAACCCCAAAUUCUUCACAAAUGAACAUAAUUCUUAAAUUUUUGAAUAAUUUGCCUUCUAGGGGUGGGAGAAAAAAUCGAUUCACAUAAGUAUUGAGAUUUUUUGUUUUACAAUUUUUAAAUAGAUUUUUUUGUUCAAAAGUAGAAUUUUUUUAAAAUUUAAGAAUAAAUCUUAGAAACUGACUUACAUAUGAUGUGUAUUUUUGGGGAAAAUAUGGUUCCUGGUAUAGUCAGUAGUCAAUCAUAAUCAUUCAACUGUUUCACUGGUGUUAAAAAUGUAGACUAAAGAUCCCGAAUUGGCAUCCAAAAAAUCGUAGAAGAAUCGAAUCGGGAGAAAAGCAUAUCAUCCCAGCCCUUGUGCUUACGCAGCCACUCACAAAGCAAUGAACCUCUGUCGUUAUGUCUAAAAGUCUCAGUUUUUUAAAAUGUGUUUCUGGCUGCGCUGAUUGAUGCGUCUUCUUGUAUUUAAAGACUGCUUUGCUGCUGUUAAAAACCUGAAGUGCUGGUUCAAAUGACUAAUCCCACCCGUGUCCCCUUGUCCUUAGCUAUGAACUGCCUUUUGACCGCCAUGACUGGAUCGUCGACCGCUGUGGAAAGGAGGUGCGCUACGUCAUUGACUACUAUGAUGGUGAAAUCGAUAAAGAAACCUUCCAGUUCUCCGUUCUGGAUGUACGCCCAGCUUUUGACUCUAUAGAGGCUGUUUGGGACCGCAUGAAGGUGGCGUGGUGGCGCUGGACCUCCUAAAAGACCCGUACACACAUAUACAUAUACACAAAGGUCACCUACACAAGGACUGCGAAACUAGCACUCCUCUUUUCAGCUCUCGAAAUGAUGUGCUGUUGUGUUAAAAAAAACCUUUAAGAAGACCCCUGAAGAAAAAGAAAUCAACUCAUCUAGUUUUAGCAGAACAGCAGUAUGUUAGGCUGUAAAAUCUUUGAUCUGCUUAUCACAUCGAUAUCAUUUAAAGGUGUCAAUUUUGGUUUGUGUUGUCGUUCACAGGUCUUAAAGACAGCAUUUACAUGUAAGCUAGUGGAAGUGUUAGUCAGACAGGUUACAUGAGACUCAUACUGCCUCAUAUCAAAAAAGGAUAUAUAGAAGAAACACUCAACCCACAAUGCAGAAUCAUUAAAACAAGAACGGUUGAUACCUCUUUGAGCGUGAUGGAGCUUUGUUGAGCCAAAAAACAACCCCUCACUGGAACAUUCUCGAGCUCGACUUGGGUUCAGGCCUGGGGACAAAGUGUGAUGUGAUUUUGAUGCACUGUGCAAUGCAAGAUCGAGCAGUUUGGGAAUUCUGUUCAAUUGGUGCUAUAAGACAGAACCUCAAAAUAUCUGCUGAUCAUUUCCUAGCAUCCCUAGCAUUCUCACAUUACAUUUAGGUAAAUGCAAACAAUAUAGGCAUGAGAAUCCCAAUUUUAAAGUUUGAAAAUGUCAAUGCUUCCAAACAGUUUGUAAGCGGCCAUAUUUAUGACUUGACCGUUGUUGCAUUUGUAUAGAUAAAUGUCAUUUGGCAGCUUUGAUGAUAUCAGUAAUUUGUUGGAAAAAAAAAAGAAAUUCAGAAAACUGCAACCGCACAUUAUCAUAAGACUUGAAUAAUAAAAGAAACUUUUCUCAGGAUUAAGUGAAUCUAAAAUUCCACCUUAUACCCAAAUGAGUUUUGUGCACAAACCCUAGCAUACUUUUUUUAUUUUAUUUUUUAUUCCUGUUUAUGGUCCGAAAAUGUUCCCAGCUGUGGUUAUAGGAAAUCUCCAGGCAGACUGAGGCUUGCUGAGAGUGUUAAGAAUCACAACAGUGGCAGUCUGAGUUGUGUAAACCGAGUGACUCACUUUCACACGUGUGACUUCUCUCUUGUGUGUCUUUGAAGAAUCUUCAUUUUUCCAUCUUGUCAUAUCUUCUCAAUCACGGUGAAGAGAGUUCGUUGUACAAAGACUGUGUGGAAUACCUUGAUGAUUGUGUAGAGGGUGUGACUGUCUAGUGUGGACUAGAAUGGGCCUUCAGGAUACAUAGUUCUAUUUUUUUAAAGGAGGAAGGAUGGAUACGAGCCCUGAUUUCAAACUCUUGGCACACUAUUCCCUCUCACUUCUUGUUGUAGAUAGUAAGAUGUCUUCCUUAGUUGGAUAUAGGGAGCAGACAAUGGAGGCUUGAGUUGAAGUAAAAUUGAAAGCUGGCUAUCAAUUUCACAAGUUCUCACUAAGUGUAUCUUAUACAGUUUUGGUUUCUUAAUAAUAAUAAUAAUAAGGGACUAAAGUCUUUGGUUCAUCUGAAGUGGGUGUGCUUUGGUUCGUAUCUAAAUUUGCUCCUGCAUCGUGUUUAACAAUCAUCUCCAGCUUCUACUGUCAUAGUUCUGUCUCUCAUCUCUGAGAUGUAUUUUUUUCUAACUAGUAAAUACCCAGUCUUUUAUUUAUUGUUUAAUGAAUGAGUGUAGACUUCUGUGUGCAAAAUCUGAAUUCUGUUGUUCCCUGAUAAAUUGUUCUUGUAUCUAAAGAAGAAUUUACGAGCUCUGAUGGUGAAUUGAACUAUCAAUAAUAAAGAUGGUCAUGUUCUGCCUAAUACAU